Prunus armeniaca (apricot) is the source of this 276-nucleotide messenger RNA. The record is from the annotation of a GenBank genome assembly. NCBI's taxonomy places the organism in Eukaryota, Viridiplantae, Streptophyta, Magnoliopsida, Rosales, Rosaceae.
AUGGGUCUGCUCUCAUGGUGGAAAGGCAAAGACCCCAAACCCGAAACCAAGCCCAACCCGGCUCCGAAACCCGUCGAGGUUCCGGGCAUGAACGGCGCCGUUGAGGUGCCUCGACCCGCCAACAUCACAGUCUUUGAAUUCGGGUCGGUCGCCGCUUCCGCCGACAAUGUCACUCUCGCCGGAUACUGCCCCGUUUCCGAAGACCUCGAGCCCUGCCGCUGGGAGAUCCUCCCCGCCAGUGGCUCCGACGCGCCCCAGUUUCGCGUGGUGUUCUGA